This is a messenger RNA of Argentina anserina (silverweed cinquefoil), 1490 nucleotides long. RefSeq lists its product as uncharacterized. The coding region runs from base 63 to 890 and encodes 275 amino acids. NCBI's taxonomy places the organism in Eukaryota, Viridiplantae, Streptophyta, Magnoliopsida, Rosales, Rosaceae. The record is from RefSeq and is a predicted model, not a curated record. The transcript has a single exon.
CACACUCUUGACAGUUGUAGAAAGAGAGAGAGAGAGAGAGAGAGAGAGAGAGAUCGAGAGAGAUGGACAGGAGAGGUGGUUGUUGUAUAGCGAGGUAUGGUGGAGGUGGUGGCGUUUUUUAUGAUACGUCGAAGGUGGAUAGAAUAAUGCUGAGAUUUCGCCCGAUCGCUCCGAAGCCUGUCGGAGGGUCAGUCUCCGGCGGAUCUACACCGGAGAUAAGUGAGAAAUGUAGAAGGGGGAAGAAGAGGUAUGUAAGAGAGAAGCGGUGCAAUAUCAAAAAAAGAAAGGGUUGUUCGCCGCCGGAAGACAAGAAAGGUGGUGUUACCGGUGGGGUAACUACUCUGUCACUCCUGCCAGAGAGUCCGGAACCUAAGGACUCCUCGGAAGAGCGGAGCUCAGCCACGUGGCUGAACUUCGAGAGCUUUCCUGGGAAUACCAGUGAGGAGUACAAGGUGGGGAUGAGUAUGCCGGCUGUUCGUCCGGUGAGGGUGGUAGGGUCUUUUGUGACGGUGGACUGCGUGACUGAUACGUGGGUAGACGGAGGAGGACUGGGGUUUACGGACGAGGAGAGGAGGAUGUGUCUGGAGAUGGACACCUGUCCAGGGUUCUUAUCAGACGGUUUUGGUAGAGUGGUUUGGACAAACGGAGCUUACAGGAGCAUGGUGGCCGGUCAAGAGAACGAGACGGAUGAGGUGACGGUGUGUUUGGUGGUGAAGGAGACGGCUUCUGUGGCGGCAGUGGCCCUGGCUUACCCGGCUUUUUCGUGCAGAGUGAGAGUGCAGUACACGUGUGGAUCACUGACGCUGCCGUGUGACGUGUGGAGAAUGGAGGGAGGCGGCUUUGCGUGGCGGUUAGACGUGAAAGCUGCGCUGUGUCUGGGCCGGCCGUAGAGAACGUAGCACCAAAGCCGUAUGAAACCUUCUUCUCCUUAAACUGACCAGAGUAACUUGCUUUCUUAGUUUCCAUCUAAAAAACUUACUUCUAGUGUUGCUGAGCUUUCGGCCUUUUUGAUUAUUUGUGAAUAUGUGUUUGAUGCUGCUCUGGCUCCCACGUUGAUUAUGCUUUGCUCAUCUCUGGGUUGCUUAAGUUUUUGUUUAUAUGUAUAAACCUGCGGUGAUGGUGAUCGAUGAGAAGCUGAUUUCAAAUUUUCAAUGUUUUUAUUUUUGAAAGGGGUUUGAACCCAGCCUAGCCGGAGCUCAGCCCCACACCGGUUCAUUUAUUGAAAUAAUUUUCAAUGUUUAAAUUCAUGUUGCGUUGUUGUUCUUUACUGAUACGACACCGUACGAGCUAUUAUAAACUAUAAAUACGAACUGGGAUAGUAGCAUUUCAGGCACACAAACACAGAGAAUCAAAAUUCUUCUAUCUAGUUACGGGUUUAAAUGAAAUUUGAGAAAAUGAAAAUAGUUUGAUUUCUUUUCAGGCUCAUAUAUGUAAAGAUUUAAGAUUUUGUAAGUAUUUAGUAGAUAUGGAAUUUAAAAUUUAGAAUUAUU